AGGAGUGUGAGCGACCAUGCUUGGGCUGCCGGCUCUGCUCAGCGUGUUGGCGACGCUCCUUCUCGUGCUCUCCGCUUCCUGCGCCGCCGCCCGCGACGGACCUGCUGACGCCCACGCCCACGCCCACGCCCACGCCCACGCCCACUCCGCCGCCGCCGCCGCCGCGGAGAUCAAGGAAGUGGAGGCGAACCUGCUGGCGCUGUUCGGGCUGAAGAGGAGGCCGCGGCCCAACCGCAGCAAAGUGGUGGUGCCCGAAGCGAUGAUGGAGCUGUAUCGCCGCCAGGCGGGCCACCCCGACGCGCCGGCCCUGUCGCUGCCCGGCAAGCUCACGCGCUCCGCCAACACGGUGCGCAGCUUCACACAUGUCGGGUUACCUACACGGCAUGUACACAUCGCCGUUGUUGGCAGCCAAGGCUUCAACGCCGUUGUUCUCGUAGAGAGCGGGCAGGAGCGGCGGCAGUAA
Molecule: messenger RNA, 463 nt
Organism: Gryllus bimaculatus (two-spotted cricket)
Lineage: Eukaryota; Metazoa; Arthropoda; Insecta; Orthoptera; Gryllidae
Source: the annotation of a GenBank genome assembly